AUGUAUGAGAGACCUGCUCUGGGGUUCAGGAAUGUCAUUGCUGAAAGUAUGGAUGAGCAAAGCGGUGGGAGACUUCCAAUAAAAACAGGACAGCAGAACACACAUACCAAAGUUAGUACUGAACACAACAAGGAAUGUCUGAUCAAUAUUUCCAAAUACAAGUUUUCUUUGGUUAUAAGCGGCCUCACUACUAUCUUAAAGAAUGUUAACAAUAUGAGAAUAUUUGGAGAAGCUGCUGAAAAAAAUUUAUAUCUCUCUCAGUUGAUUAUAUUGGAUACACUGGAAAAAUGUCUUGCUGGGCAACCAAAGGACACAAUGAGAUUAGAUGAAACCAUGCUGGUCAAACAGUUGCUCCCAGAAAUUUGCCAUUUUCUUCACACCUGUCGUGAAGGAAACCAACAUGCAGCUGAACUUCGGAAUUCUGCCUCUGGGGUUUUAUUUUCUCUCAGCUGCAACAACUUCAAUGCAGUCUUUAGUCGCAUUUCUACCAGGUUACAGGAAUUGACUGUUUGUUCAGAAGACAAUGUUGAUGUUCAUGAUAUAGAAUUGUUACAGUAUAUCAAUGUGGAUUGUGCAAAAUUAAAACGACUGCUGAAGGAAACAGCAUUUAAAUUUAAAGCUCUAAAGAAGGUUGCACAGUUAGCGGUUAUAAAUAGCCUGGAAAAGGCAUUUUGGAACUGGGUAGAAAAUUAUCCAGAUGAAUUUACAAAGCUAUACCAGAUUCCACAGACUGAUAUGGCUGAAUGUGCAGAAAAGCUCUUUGACUUGGUGGAUGGUUUUGCUGAAAGCACCAAACGUAAAGCAGCAGUUUGGCCACUACAAAUCAUUCUCCUUAUUUUGUGUCCAGAAAUAAUCCAGGAUAUAUCCAAGGAUGUGGUUGAUGAAAACAACAUGAAUAAGAAGUUGUUUCUGGACAGUCUACGAAAAGCACUUGCUGGCCAUGGAGGAAGCAGGCAGCUGACAGAAAGUGCUGCAAUUGCCUGUGUCAAACUGUGUAAAGCAAGUACUUACAUCAAUUGGGAAGAUAACUCUGUCAUUUUCCUACUAGUUCAGUCCAUGGUGGUUGAUCUUAAGAAUCUGCUUUUUAAUCCAAGUAAACCAUUCUCGAGAGGCAGUCAACCUGCAGAUGUGGAUCUAAUGAUUGACUGCCUUGUUUCUUGCUUUCGUAUAAGCCCUCACAACAACCAACACUUUAAGAUCUGCCUGGCUCAGAAUUCACCUUCUACAUUUCAUUAUGUGCUGGUAAAUUCACUCCAUCGAAUAAUCACCAAUUCUGCAUUGGAUUGGUGGCCUAAGAUUGAUGCUGUAUAUUGUCACUCAGUUGAACUUCGAAAUAUGUUUGGUGAAACACUUCAUAAAGCAGUGCAGGGUUGCGGAGCACACCCAGCAAUUCGAAUGGCACCGAGUCUUACAUUUAAAGAAAAAGUAACAAGCCUUAAAUUUAAAGAAAAACCUACGGACCUGGAGACAAGAAGCUAUAAGUAUCUUCUCUUGUCCAUGGUGAAACUAAUUCAUGCAGAUCCAAAGCUCUUGCUUUGUAAUCCAAGAAAACAGGGGCCUGAAACCCAAGGCAGCACAGCAGAAUUAAUUACAGGGCUUGUCCAACUGGUCCCUCAGUCACACAUGCCAGAGAUUGCUCAGGAAGCAAUGGAGGCCCUGCUGGUUCUUCAUCAGUUAGAUAGCAUUGAUCUGUGGAAUCCUGAUGCUCCUGUAGAAACAUUUUGGGAGAUUAGCUCACAAAUGCUUUUUUACAUCUGCAAGAAAUUAACUAGUCAUCAAAUGCUUAGUAGCACAGAAAUUCUCAAGUGGUUGCGGGAAAUUUUGAUCUGCAGGAAUAAAUUUCUUCUUAAAAAUAAGCAGGCAGAUAGAAGUUCCUGUCACUUUCUCUUCCUUUAUGGGGUAGGAUGUGAUGUUCCUUCUAGUGGAAAUACCAGUCAAAUGUCCAUGGAUCAUGAAGAAUUACUGCGUACCUCUCUCCGGAAGGGAAAAGGAAAUUCCUCCAUGGAUAGUACAGCAGGGUGUGGUGGAACCCCACCAAUAUGCCGACAAGCCCAGACCAAACUAGAAGUGGCCCUGUACAUGUUUCUGUGGAGCCCUGACACUGAAGCUGUUCUGGUAGCCAUGUCCUGUUUCCGCCACCUCUGUGAGGAAGCGGAUAUCCGGUGUGGGGUGGAUGAAGUGUCAGUACACAACUUCUUGCCCAACUAUAACACAUUCAUGGAGUUUGCUUCUGUCAGCAAUAUGAUGUCAACAGGAAGAGCAGCACUUCAGAAAAGAGUGAUGGCACUGCUAAGGCGCAUUGAGCAUCCUACUGCAGGAAACACUGAGGCUUGGGAAGAUACACAUGCAAAGUGGGAGCAAGCUACAAAACUUAUUCUUAACUAUCCAAAAGCCAAAAUGGAAGAUGGCCAGGCUGCCGAAAGCCUUCACAAGACCAUUGUUAAGAGGCGAAUGUCCCAUGUGAGUGGAGGAGGAUCCAUAGAUUUGUCUGAUACAGACUCCCUGCAGGAGUGGAUCAACAUGACUGGCUUCCUUUGUGCCCUUGGGGGUGUGUGCCUGCAGCAGAGAAGCAAUUCUGGCCUUGCAACCUAUAGCCCACCUAUGGGCCCAGUCAGCGAACGUAAGGGUUCCAUGAUUUCAGUGAUGUCCUCAGAGGGAAACGCAGAUACACCUGUCAGCAAAUUUAUGGAUCGGCUACUAUCCUUAAUGGUGUGUAACCAUGAGAAAGUGGGACUUCAAAUACGGACCAAUGUUAAGGAUCUGGUGGGUCUAGAAUUGAGUCCUGCUCUUUAUCCAAUGCUGUUUAACAAGUUGAAGAAUACCAUCAGCAAGUUUUUUGACUCCCAAGGACAGGUAUUAUUGACUGACACCAAUACUCAAUUUGUAGAGCAAACCAUAGCUAUAAUGAAGAACUUACUAGAUAAUCAUACUGAAGGCAGCUCUGAACAUCUGGGACAAGCUAGCAUUGAAACAAUGAUGUUAAAUCUGGUCAGAUAUGUUCGUGUGCUUGGGAAUUUGGUCCAUGCAAUUCAAAUAAAAACAAAACUGUGUCAGUUAGUUGAAGUAAUGAUGGCAAGGAGAGAUGACCUCUCAUUUUGUCAAGAGAUGAAAUUUAGGAAUAAGAUGGUAGAAUACUUGACAGACUGGGUUAUGGGAACAUCAAACCAAGCAGCAGAUGACGAUGUAAAAUGUCUUACAAGAGAUUUGGACCAGGCAAGCAUGGAAGCCGUAGUUUCACUCCUGGCUGGUCUUCCGCUGCAGCCUGAGGAAGGAGAUGGUGUGGAAUUGAUGGAAGCCAAAUCACAGUUAUUUCUUAAGUACUUCACAUUAUUUAUGAACCUUUUGAAUGACUGUAGUGAAGUUGAAGAUGAAAAUGCACAAACAGGUGGCAGGAAACGUGGCAUGUCUCGGAGGCUGGCAUCACUGAGGCACUGUACAGUCCUUGCAAUGUCAAACUUACUCAAUGCUAAUGUGGACAGUGGGCUCAUGCACUCAAUAGGUUUAGGUUAUCACAAGGAUCUCCAGACAAGAGCUACAUUUAUGGAAGUUCUUACAAAAAUCCUUCAACAAGGCACAGAAUUUGACACACUUGCAGAAACGGUGUUGGCAGAUCGGUUUGAGAGACUGGUGGAACUGGUCACAAUGAUGGGUGAUCAGGGAGAGCUUCCUAUAGCUAUGGCUCUGGCCAAUGUGGUCCCUUGUUCUCAGUGGGAUGAACUAGCUCGAGUUCUGGUUACUCUAUUUGAUUCUCGGCAUUUACUCUACCAACUGCUCUGGAACAUGUUUUCUAAGGAAGUAGAAUUGGCAGACUCCAUGCAGACUCUUUUCCGAGGCAACAGCUUGGCCAGUAAAAUAAUGACAUUCUGUUUCAAGGUAUAUGGUGCUACCUACCUACAAAAACUCCUGGAUCCUUUAUUACGAAUUGUUAUCACAUCCUCUGACUGGCAGCAUGUUAGCUUUGAAGUGGAUCCUACCAGGUUAGAACCAUCAGAGAGCCUUGAGGAAAACCAGCGGAACCUUCUUCAGAUGACUGAAAAGUUCUUCCAUGCUAUCAUCAGUUCCUCCUCAGAGUUCCCGCCCCAGCUUCGAAGUGUGUGCCACUGCUUAUACCAGGCAACUUGCCACUCCCUACUGAAUAAAGCUACAGUAAAAGAAAAAAAGGAAAACAAAAAAUCAGUGGUUAGCCAACGUUUCCCUCAGAACAGCAUCGGUGCAGUAGGAAGUGCCAUGUUCCUCAGAUUUAUCAAUCCUGCCAUUGUUUCACCAUAUGAAGCAGGGAUUUUAGAUAAAAAGCCACCACCUAGAAUUGAAAGGGGCUUGAAGUUAAUGUCAAAGAUACUUCAGAGUAUUGCCAAUCAUGUUCUCUUCACAAAAGAAGAGCAUAUGCGGCCUUUUAAUGAUUUUGUGAAAAGCAACUUUGAUGCAGCACGAAGGUUUUUCCUUGAUAUCGCAUCUGAUUGUCCUACAAGUGACUCAGUAAAUCAUAGCCUUUCCUUCAUCAGUGAUGGCAAUGUGCUUGCUUUACAUCGUCUGCUUUGGAACAAUCAAGAGAAAAUUGGCCAGUAUCUUUCCAGCAACAGGGAUCAUAAAGCGGUUGGAAGACGACCUUUUGAUAAGAUGGCAACACUUCUUGCAUACCUGGGGCCUCCAGAGCACAAACCUGUGGCAGAUACACACUGGUCCAGUCUUAACCUUACAAGUUCGAAGUUCGAGGAAUUUAUGACUAGGCAUCAGGUACAUGAAAAAGAAGAGUUCAAGGCUUUGAAAACGUUAAGUAUUUUCUACCAAGCUGGAACUUCCAAAGCUGGGAAUCCUAUUUUUUAUUAUGUUGCACGGAGGUUCAAAACUGGUCAAAUCAAUGGCGAUUUGCUGAUAUACCACGUCUUGCUGACUUUAAAGCCAUAUUAUGCAAAGCCAUAUGAAAUCGUAGUGGACCUUACCCAUACUGGGCCUAGCAACCGCUUUAAAACAGACUUUCUCUCCAAGUGGUUUGUUGUUUUUCCUGGCUUUGCUUAUGAUAAUGUCUCUGCAGUCUAUAUCUACAACUGUAACUCCUGGGUCAGGGAGUACACCAAAUAUCAUGAGCGGCUGCUUACGGGCCUCAAAGGUAGCAAAAGGCUCAUUUUCAUUGACUGCCCUGGGAAACUAGCUGAGCACAUAGAGCAUGAACAACAGAAACUACCUGCUGCUACCUUGGCUUUAGAAGAGGACCUGAAGGUAUUCCACAAUGCUCUCAAACUAGCUCACAAAGACACCAAAGUUUCUAUUAAAGUUGGUUCUACUGCUGUUCAAGUAACCUCAGCAGAGCGAACAAAAGUCCUGGGGCAGUCAGUCUUUCUAAAUGAUAUCUAUUAUGCCUCGGAAAUUGAAGAGAUCUGCCUAGUGGAUGAGAACCAGUUCACGUUAACCAUUGCAAACCAGGGCACACCGCUCACCUUCAUGCACCAGGAGUGUGAAGCCAUUGUCCAGUCUAUCAUUCAUAUCCGGACCCGAUGGGAGCUAUCGCAGCCUGACUCGAUCCCCCAGCACACCAAAAUUCGGCCAAAAGAUGUCCCUGGGACACUGCUCAAUAUCGCAUUACUUAAUUUAGGCAGUUCAGACCCUAGUUUACGGUCAGCUGCCUAUAAUCUUCUGUGUGCCUUAACUUGUACCUUUAAUUUAAAAAUCGAGGGCCAGUUACUAGAGACAUCAGGUUUAUGUAUCCCUGCCAACAACACCCUCUUUAUUGUGUCUAUUAGUAAGACACUGGCAGCCAAUGAGCCACACCUCACGUUAGAAUUUUUGGAAGAGUGUAUUUCUGGAUUUAGCAAAUCUAGUAUUGAAUUGAAACACCUUUGUUUGGAAUACAUGACUCCGUGGCUGUCAAAUCUAGUGCGUUUUUGUAAGCAUAAUGAUGAUGCCAAACGACAAAGAGUUACUGCUAUUCUUGAUAAGCUGAUAACAAUGACCAUAAAUGAGAAACAAAUGUAUCCAUCUAUUCAAGCAAAAAUAUGGGGGAGCCUUGGGCAGAUUACAGAUCUGCUUGAUGUUGUACUAGACAGUUUCAUCAAAACCAGUGCAACAGGUGGCUUGGGAUCAAUAAAAGCUGAGGUCAUGGCAGAUACUGCUGUAGCUUUGGCUUCUGGAAAUGUGAAAUUGGUUUCAAGCAAGGUUAUUGGAAGGAUGUGCAAGAUAAUUGACAAGACAUGCUUAUCUCCAACUCCUACUUUAGAACAACAUCUUAUGUGGGAUGAUAUUGCUAUUCUAGCACGCUACAUGCUAAUGCUGUCCUUCAAUAAUUCACUUGAUGUGGCGGCUCAUCUCCCCUACCUCUUCCACGUUGUUACAUUUUUAGUAGCCACAGGUCCACUCUCUCUUAGAGCUUCCACACAUGGAUUGGUCAUUAACAUCAUUCACUCUCUGUGUACCUGUUCACAGCUUCAUUUUAGUGAAGAGACCAAGCAAGUUUUGAGACUCAGCCUAACAGAGUUCUCAUUACCCAAAUUUUACUUGCUGUUUGGCAUUAGCAAAGUCAAGUCAGCAGCUGUCAUUGCCUUCCGCUCCAGUUACCGGGACAGGUCAUUCUCUCCUGGCUCCUAUGAAAGGGAAACUUUUGCUUUGACAUCCUUGGAAACAGUCACAGAAGCUUUGUUAGAGAUCAUGGAGGCAUGUAUGAGAGAUAUUCCAACAUGCAAGUGGCUGGACCAGUGGACAGAACUAGCUCAAAGAUUUGCAUUCCAGUAUAAUCCAUCCCUGCAACCAAGAGCCCUUGUUGUCUUUGGCUGUAUUAGCAAACGAGUGUCUCACGGGCAGAUAAAGCAGAUUAUCCGUAUUCUUAGCAAGGCUCUUGAGAGUUGCUUAAAAGGACCUGAUACUUACAACAGUCAAGUUCUGAUAGAAGCUACAGUAAUAGCACUAACCAAAUUACAGCCACUUCUUAAUAAGGACUCCCCUCUGCACAAAGCCCUCUUUUGGGUAGCUGUGGCUGUGCUGCAGCUUGAUGAAGUCAACUUGUAUUCAGCAGGCACUGCACUUCUUGAACAAAAUCUGCACACCUUAGAUAGUCUCCGGAUAUUCAAUGACAAGAGUCCGGAGGAAGUAUUUAUGGCAAUCCGGAAUCCUCUGGAAUGGCACUGCAAGCAAAUGGAUCAUUUUGUUGGACUCAAUUUCAACUCUAAUUUUAACUUUGCCCUGGUUGGACACCUCUUAAAAGGGUACAGGCAUCCCUCACCUGCCAUUGUUGCAAGAACAGUCAGAAUUUUGCAUACACUACUAACUCUGGUUAACAAACAUAGAAAUUGUGACAAAUUUGAGGUGAAUACACAGAGCGUGGCUUACUUAGCAGCUUUACUCACAGUGUCUGAAGAGGUUCGAAGUCGCUGCAGCCUAAAACAUAGAAAGUCACUUCUUCUUACUGAUAUUUCAAUGGAAAAUGUUCCUAUGGAUACAUAUCCCAUUCAUCAUGGUGACCCCAGCUAUAGGACUCUGAAGGAGAAUCAGCCAUGGUCCUCUCCCAAAGGUUCUGAGGGGUACCUUGCAGCUUCCUAUCCAACUGUGGGCCAGACCAGUCCUCGAGCCAGGAAAUCCAUGAGCUUGGACAUGGGACAGCCUUCUCAGGCCAACACUAAGAAGUUGCUUGGAACAAGGAAAAGUUUUGAUCACUUGAUAUCAGACACAAAGGCCCCUAAAAGGCAAGAAAUGGAAUCAGGGAUCACAACACCACCCAAAAUGAGGAGAGUAGCAGAGACUGAUUAUGAAAUGGAAACUCAAAGGAUUUCUUCAUCACAACAGCACCCACAUUUGCGUAAAGUUUCAGUGUCUGAAUCAAAUGUUCUCUUGGAUGAGGAAGUACUUACUGAUCCGAAGAUCCAAGCUCUUCUUCUUACUGUUCUAGCUACACUGGUGAAAUAUACCACGGAUGAAUUUGAUCAACGAAUUCUUUAUGAAUACUUAGCAGAGGCCAGUGUUGUGUUCCCCAAAGUUUUUCCUGUUGUGCACAAUUUGUUGGACUCUAAGAUCAAUACCCUGUUGUCAUUGUGCCAAGAUCCAAAUUUGUUAAAUCCGAUCCAUGGAAUUGUGCAGAGUGUGGUGUACCAUGAAGAAUCACCACCACAAUACCAAACGUCUUACCUGCAAAGUUUUGGUUUUAAUGGCUUGUGGCGGUUUGCAGGACCCUUUUCAAAGCAAACACAAAUCCCAGACUAUGCUGAGCUUAUUGUUAAGUUUCUUGAUGCCUUGAUUGACACGUACUUGCCUGGAAUUGAUGAAGAAACCAGUGAGGAGUCCCUCCUGACACCCACAUCUCCUUACCCUCCUGCACUGCAGAGCCAGCUUAGUAUCACUGCCAACCUUAACCUCUCUAAUUCCAUGACCUCACUUGCAACUUCCCAGCAUUCCCCAGGAAUUGACAAGGAGAAUGUUGAACUCUCCCCUACCACUGGCCACUGUAACAGUGGACGAACUCGCCACGGAUCCGCAAGCCAAGUGCAGAAGCAAAGAAGUGCUGGCAGUUUCAAACGUAAUAGCAUUAAGAAGAUCGUGUGAAGCUUUCUUUCUUUCUUUUUUUAAACCGACUUAAGAUGGGCCCUUCACUAGUGGCCCCUUCCCUGGCCUUGCCCUAACCCACGUGUUGUGAUGCUGCACUUCAUGUUUUGAACUCAUCCGGUCUGCCCUGUUGCCAGAUGAUCAACUCUUGGAAGCAUUGCCUAAAUUUAAUACUGCUUUUUCUUUAACUUUUUUUUUCCUUCUACUUUUGGCGUGUGUCUGGUUGUAAGCGAGUGUUCAGAACAACUACAAAGAAAGUGGGAGGUCAGGAUACUUGCACUGAAAACAUCCCAAUUGUGAGAGAGGAAGAAUUCUUGAAUACUUCUAUUACUGGCCAGCUAUGAAAGCCAUUUGCACAGAGCUCUGCGUUCUAUGUUUUCCCCUUCUUCAUCAUACAAAGUAAAGUGUUAGUCUCAUUUACACACUUUUCAAGAUAGAAGUUUAUGGGAGAAAUAAUAUUAUAACCCCAAUGUGUUUAAUCUGACUUUUAGCUGUGGACUUUUUUUAAACCUUACAAAACUGAAGGAACCAUAGAGGUCAAGCCUCCGUGACUUCACACCAUAAAGCCACAGGCAAGGUACUUUGGGGGGCGGGGGGAUUUAGUAUUUUAUAGUGGAUUCUUAAGAAAUACUAACACUUGAGUAUUAGCAAUAAUUACAGGAAAAUAAGUGUGACCACAUAUAUCUUAACAUUAUUGAAUUAAACUAUGGGUUCUGAGGCCUUAUCCAAACUCAGUCAUCCAAAC
This is a messenger RNA of Galeopterus variegatus (Sunda flying lemur), 9268 nucleotides long. It is a transcript of the gene NF1, whose product is annotated as neurofibromin 1. Gene Ontology annotation, biological process: regulation of GTPase activity. Lineage: Eukaryota; Metazoa; Chordata; Mammalia; Dermoptera; Cynocephalidae. The coding region runs from base 1 to 8523 and encodes 2840 amino acids. The transcript has 58 exons. The record is from RefSeq and is a predicted model, not a curated record.